This is a messenger RNA of Gossypium arboreum, 2798 nucleotides long. RefSeq names its product cation/H(+) antiporter 15-like. Gene Ontology annotation, cellular component: membrane; endomembrane system. Gene Ontology annotation, molecular function: antiporter activity. Gene Ontology annotation, biological process: regulation of pH; proton transmembrane transport. The record is from RefSeq and is a predicted model, not a curated record. Bases 188 to 2575 code for a protein of 795 amino acids. The transcript has 3 exons. Lineage: Eukaryota; Viridiplantae; Streptophyta; Magnoliopsida; Malvales; Malvaceae.
GGACUAGGGGAAUAAGAUAAAAAUGUAAAUAUAGUGAAAGAGAAAAGUAAAGAAGAAAUGAAUGGCUAAAAAGGAGGAACUGUUUUAGAACAACAGGCGAGCCUGAAACCAUGCUUCCCCCAUUAUGCAUGUGGGUGUUGAUCCAAACAACUUGUGCUCCUUCCUCAUCUCUGCAUGAAAUCAAAGAAUGAUGGUUUCAACAAUGGAACCAGAAAACGUUCUGGUGUUCGGAAGCAUGCCAAAGACCCAGAUGAUACAAAGUUCCCAUUUAGUUUGUACCAACUUCUCCAGGUUGCCAAAUGCCAGUGUAUUUUACUCUUCCAGUCCUCUCACUUUGAUGCUUCCUCUUUUGCUGCUCCAAUUAUCCCUUGGCUCCGCUGCCAUUCUCGUUACCUUUUAUCUCCUCAGGCAUUUUGGCCUGCCCCUCAUGCUCGCUCAAGUUUUGGGUGGAGUGCUCCUGGGGCCAUCAUUGCUAUGCCGGAUUCCAGGGCUUCUCAACAUGAUAUUCCCCAUCAGAAGUUUCUUGCUAAUGGAUGUAGUAUCCACCAUGGGUUUUAUGUUUUACUUCUUUCUCGUGGGUGUACAGACAGAUAUAUGGCUGCUUAAGAAGAUAACAAAAAAGUCGUUCGCCAUUGGGUUUUUCUCGGUGGCUGUGCCCAUGAUCCUAACCUUGGGCAUGUCCCUUUUGUGGAUGCAAUUCAAUGUCAAUCCUAACGAAAAGAAGAAGGUCGAUAGGCUUCCGGAAAUAGCAAAGGCAGAAUCUCUGGUUUCCUUUCAAAUAGUAUCAUACUAUCUUUCUGAGCUUAGGGUCAUAAAUUCAGAGAUUGGCAGAGUGGCAUUAUGUUCGUCCAUGGUUAGUACGCUAUGUAGCACCUGUGUGGUUACAUCUAAUAUUCUAUGGAACCAAUCAAAAGAUGACCUGUCGCGCUUCUUUCAAUCCAUUUGUUAUGGCAUCAUCUUUGCAGCUCUGGUCUGCUGUAUUCUUGGCCCUUUGCUUCUUUGGGAGAUGAAACAUACUUUGGGUGGACAACCUUUGAAACAAGGUAACUUAGUUGUGUUGUUCAUAGCAGUGCUUAUGUCAGGGUUUUGGGGUCAUAGUUUCGGCUUAAACAUUUAUUUUGGCCCCCUUCUUUUUGGGUUGAUAAUACCAUCAGGGCCGCCACUGGGGUCAGCGCUUGUAGAGAAGCUUGAUGUGAUAACCAACUGGGUGCUAAUGCCCUUAUUUUUUGUCAAAUUUGGGCUAGCAGUAGACAUCUUUGCUCUUAGUCUUAAAACUUACUUCAAAGUGCAAUUUUUUGCGCUCUUGGGCGCAUUUGGGAAAUUCUUAGGAGCCUCCCUCUGUGCACUCAGCUGUCAAAUGCCGCAAAGGGAUGCUAUCGUGCUUGGCUUUUUCAUGACUUUCCAAGGCAUCAUCGAGCUUGACUUGUUUAGGCUAAUGAAGCGUAAACAGAUAAUAGGUGAUGAGGCCUUUUCAGCCAUGUGCUUAACAGCACUGAUAGGCUCAGGAGUUGUGGCAUUAGUUGUACCAUGUUUCUACGAUCCUUCAAAGAGGUACGAGGGUUACUAUGGAAGAACUUUGGCAUACUCAAGACACAACUCUGAACUAAGAGUCCUAGUCUGCAUUCAUGAGGAACAAAAUGUUCCAUCUGCCAUUAAUGUCCUCGCUACCCUGAAGCCCACCAAGCAGAGUCCGAUUGCUGUUUACAUGCUUCACAUGGUUGAGCUGAUGGGGAGUGCUACCCCACUCCUGAUGCGACAAAAGAGGCCCAAAAAGCUGUCUACUAGGACAAGGGGCUCAGCCCCUAUAAUCGAUGCCUUCAAAAUCUUCGAGGAAAACCAUGAAGGUCUUGUCUCAGUUUCCCCCUUCAUUUCAGUAUCGCCUCCACAAACAAUGCAUGAGGAUGUGUUUCAAAUUGCACUUGAAAAAGGGACUUCACUGGUUAUAAUUCCUUUCUACAAGAAAUUUCAUGUCGGUGGAGCGGUGUACUUGUCUAAAAGGUCCUUAAAGAUCGCCAACCAAAAUGUCCUCGAUCAGGCACCUUGCUCGGUUGCAAUACUUGUUGACCGUGGCACCCUCAAAACCCUGCAUGCCAUUUGGGCCGGCUGGUCUUCUUCCGAAGUUGCUGUCAUCUUCUUGGGUGGAGCUGAUGAUCAGGAGGCAUUGGCUUUGGCGGCUAAGAUGACUGGAUGUCAAAAUAUCAAUUUGACACUCAUACGAAUCAUUUACGAUGGAGAUUUUCCAGAUAAAUAUAUGGAGGGGAUUCGGAAUGACAAUGAAAGUCUGGGGCAGUUUCAAACAAAUAUCUCUGGGAGCACUUGUGCCAAGUACUGGGAGGAAGUAGCCAAGGAUGGGGCAGGGACUGCUUCAGUCCUUCGCACCCUGGAGAAUCAAUACGACAUUAUAGUGGUAGGUAGGCGUCAUUACGACACGUUUCCUCUGUUGUCAGGGUUAACAGAAUCGAAUGAGAACAAGGAGUUGGGUGUAAUCGGUGAUAUGUUGGCUUCCUCAGAUUUCCUCGGAAACACCACCAUCUUGGUGGUUCAACAACAUACUGACAACAGUCAUAGCGAGUGAAAUGAAAUACAUACAUACAUACUAAAAAAUGUUUUUAUGUCAAAUGGAUGUCUCACAUCACAAGUGAGACCAUAGAGCAAAACUGACCUGCAAAUGGUAUACUAGAACUAGCAGAUUGAUUUAUAGUAAGGAUAGAUAGGCAAUCUACGAGACCAUGUACCUUUUAAUUGAAGAAAGAUCACAUAACAUAACAAGCCAAACACAUGAUACUAUAUCAACAAAA